UGAUAUCUCUUUAUCUAUUCUCCCGCGAAAUGCAGCAAUCUUUGGACUUUGGGUAGUGAAGCAGAGAGGGGGCAAAUGGCUUUCUUAUUGUCAGCGAAUGGAACCAUCCUAUUUGCUCCUACUUUCCCAUCCUCCAAGCGCCUUCUUCCUUACUGCUCCCCCUCUUAUUCUCUCUCGCAUCCUCGCGUCAUCAUCAUCUCUGCCUCUUCGUCCUCCACAACCGAGACCCUUCCGCAUCUGCAAGUCGGCGACCCCAAUAACGGCUUACCUUCAGCCGCCACCGCUAGAUGGUCCGAAUUUUCUAGAAAUGUGUCUGGUGAAUGGGAUGGCUAUGGAGCAUAUUUCUCAACCGAUGGUAAGCCAAUUGAACUUCCAGAAUCUGUUGUUCCCGAAGCUUUCAGGGAGUGGGAAGUUAAGGUGUUUGAUUGGCAGACUCAGUGCCCAACUCUUGCGCAACCGGAGGAGCUUCUAGUUACAUACAAACUGAUAAAGCUGCUUCCUACUGUUGGUUGUGAAGCUGAUGCUGCCACACAAUAUAGCAUUGAUGAAAGGAAAAUUGGAGGUAGUGAUAAUAGAAUUUCUGCCUUUGCAUAUCAAUCUAGCGGAUGUUAUGUGGCUGUGUGGCUGAUGGAGAAUCCACAAAUUGAUGGGACAUCUAGUUUACUGGAGUUAGAGCACUGUUUGGUGGAUCCUAAAAAUCGUGAGUCGCGCGUGAGGAUAAUUCAGUCUGUUCGUGUUGAUAACACAAAGAUGGUGCUGCAGAAUGUCAAAGUUUUUCGUGAGCAGUGGUAUGGGCCUUUCCGGAAUGGGGAACAGCUUGGUGGAUGUGCUGUUCAUGAAUCUGGAUUUGCUUCAACAGACACAAUGAAAGGUUCAGAAAUUAAUGGUGUUUGGCAGGGCCCUGUUUCUGUUGCCAGAUUCCAAAGUUCUGAAGCUUGUUUAAUCUUCUGUGUAAAAUUGCCUCAAGUCACCACCAGCAACUGAUGAACAUGAAUUUUGAAUAUCUGAUGCAAAUAAUUUUUAAGUGCAUUGUUUGGUCUCUCUCUAUUCUGGACUAACCUUGAUUACCCCAGAAUAUAUUUCAAGAAUUUACAGAUGAGAGUGUGCAGAAGUUGGUAAGAGAUGAACGUGAUAUCAUAUUUCUGCCGAAGCAAUUGUGGUGUUCAUUAAAUGAAGCGGUUGGUGGUGAAACAUGUGGUGAGGUGGGAUGGAUGUUAGAUAGUGGGCAUGCUAUCACAUCAAGAUGUGUUUUCUCAAGCGAUGCAAAGUUGAAGGCAAGUCAAUGUGUGGAUUUUUAUUUUUGCUCCCUUUUAUUUCUAAUCAGUGUGCUACUGACCGAAUAUCUGAUGGGAAAAUCUGACAAUUACUGAUGAGACUUUAAAAAUGCAAACUUUUUAACCUAGCUUCAUGCAAUGUGAGAUAUGCAUGCGUGUACCACUGACCUCCAAAAUCUAGCCUCAUUCAAUAUUUUUAUUCAACUUCCUUACUGAAUAACUUAAUGUAUAUGCAUAAUUAUCCAUUCAA
Malania oleifera is the source of this 1524-nucleotide messenger RNA. RefSeq lists its product as uncharacterized. NCBI's taxonomy places the organism in Eukaryota, Viridiplantae, Streptophyta, Magnoliopsida, Santalales, Ximeniaceae. The record is from RefSeq and is a predicted model, not a curated record. Bases 76 to 984 code for a protein of 302 amino acids. The transcript is spliced from 3 exons.